Bursaphelenchus okinawaensis is the source of this 1473-nucleotide messenger RNA. The record is from the annotation of a GenBank genome assembly. NCBI's taxonomy places the organism in Eukaryota, Metazoa, Nematoda, Chromadorea, Rhabditida, Aphelenchoididae.
AUGAGUAAAACAACUCAACUCUUGACCAACGAGGUCUCGAAGACAGUAGAGCCUUUUGUGGAUGCGGGUAACUUGUUGUUGAUUGACAGAGAUGCACAUGAUUCAGUUGAAAAGAAGGACUGGUUAGUUAACUAUGACGUAUAUGAAUAAUAAUGUCUUAAAGUCUUGUUUCAUUUAUUUUUUAAAAAUAUUUCAACUAAACUUUAAAAAAUAACGCUUUUACACUUAAAUUACGUUGUUUUAGUUGUCCAACAGAAGAAGAGCUUAAGAAAAUGACCAGAGACAACAUACAGUACUUGUUUAAUGAAAUAUGGAAGUUGCCAAGGAAGAUUGUAGCUGAUGCGACUUGUGCGACAUUACCUGAAGGCAAAUUAUUGAUUCCAAGAGAAAAACCGGUGGGUUUUUUUAAAUUUUAAUCUGGUUUUUAGGUAAUUCUUGUAAAAUACAAACUUACUAAUUUAUUUUGUUUUAGUUACCUGCUAAGCCUCCAAUGACAAAAUGGCAAGAGUUUGCUCAAAGAAAGGGAAUUGGAAGCAAUGACGACAAAUCGAAGAAGGUCUGGGACGAGGAAGCACAGGUAGGUGGAGAUUAAUAAGUUGAAGUAGACGUUUUUGACAAAAUAUUUCUAAAUUUUUUCAGAAAUGGGUACCUCGUUAUGGUUACGAACACAAGAAACAUCAAGAAGGCAAAGACUGGCUCAUUGAGAUUCCAAACCAGAAAGAUCCUAAUGUGGACUACUUUGCCCAGAAGGCAGAGGCCAAGAAGGAAAGAGUGGCCAAGAAUCAACUACAACGUCUUAAGAAUGUCAAAAGACAGCUUAGGGAUACAGCUAAAGGAAAAGAACAACGAUCUUAUACUGACUUUGGACGUGGAGCUAAUUCUAUCCCAUUAGGUGUUGGUCAAGAUCCCAAACAGAGGACUAGACAGGAGGUAGGUUUUGUGGUUUAUACAUUGAAAGAGACCAUGUAUCUUGACGACCUUUGAUGGAUUUGUUAUGUUUUCACUUGUAAAUCAUUUUUUAUUUUAUUGUUUUAGCUGAGCUACAAGGUGCACCAUGCUAAGGAAGCGACAGCAUCGGCCGGUAAAUUCCAACGCACGAUAAAAGGCGAAAAGACUCCUAAACUUGGCAUCAAACGGAAGUUCGAACCGAAUGAACAAGAUUCCAAGACAGAAAAGUCGAAACAACUCCAGAUUCUCGACCGGUUGAAUUCUAAGAAGCCAAAGAUUGACACUGCCAAAAUCAACGCCGCCGCCGAAGCCAUGCAGAAUCGUGGGGAUUCAGAAGAGGAUGGCAAAAAGAAGAUAAAGACACCAAAGAAAGUGAAAGGAACUGGAAGGAAGUCAGGAUUCAAACCUACAAAGGGCGGAAAGUUUGAAGGAAAACCAGCUGGAAAGUUUGGAAAAUCUGGAGGCAAAUUCGGAGGAAAACCUUCGGGCAAAUUUGGAGCCAAGAAAGGAAAAGGAAGAACGUAA